UAUACUAACCGUUUAGUGUUUUGUACUUUUUACGCACAGUUACGUGAUCACGUGAGAAUAAUGAAAAAGUUCACGUGAACUGGAAAAAUUUUCACGUGAAAUUACGUGAUCGACUUCCAGAUUUCGAGCCCCAGGUUGCGAUCAGCUGUGGCCGUGUUUCAAAUGUUCCAAUAUUACUGUCAGCACUGAAAAUCUAUAAGGUACGUAACGUAAACUAUAGAUUUUGAGUACUGGUAGUAAUUGCAUCGGAACACGGUAUGUGUAAUGUGUGUAACUAUCUUCUGCAUAAUUCGAUACAGAUUGAUGGCAGAGAAAUGAUCAUUUCGGCACAUUAAUCGUCUCGAUAUGAGAAAUCAUAUAAAAUGGAGGAUGACAUUGAUAUUUAUGCAGAUUUACCGAGUUUCAAUUUAAAUCUUGAUAAAAAUGAUCAACUUUGUAAUUGCGAAAAAUUAAAGAAAGAACUUGGUUCAAUCAAGAGUAAAUUUGAAAAUAUUCAGAAGAUCAAGGAAAAAUUGGAGAAAAAUCUAUUCUCUUUAUUGAAAACUGCAAAAGCUGAAAUUGCACGGAAGGACAAGAUGAUAAGCGAUCUUAGAAAGCGAUUGGACGAUGCAACUUUUAGAAGAAAUAACAAAGGUGAAUCUCGGGAUUUUUCUGCUCAUAGAUCAUUGUAUCAACAGCAUACAAUGGUCGAAAAAUAUGACAAUGCUCCUUUAAUGCAUUUGCAAGAGGAUGAGACUAUAUUGCAUAAAACUGAAUUUCAUCGCAACGAACAUAAAAAUAAAAAGCCACAAUAUGAUGUUCAACUGCCCACAGUAUUUGCAGAGAGAUUACAUAAAAGAAUUACAAAAGAUGAGAAAGAAGACGCAAAGUCACAAAGAAACUCAUUGAAGCUUGAUGUAGAAGCUAAUUUAAAAGGGAUUUCCGAAGAAAAUAUUGUGGAAAGUGAUAAGGAGAAUGGAUCUCAAUCUAAUAUAAAUAAUAACGACAAUGAAUCUAAUACUGUCAUACGACACUCUCUCUCUGAUUCAGAAAAUCCAUGCAGAAAGAAUUCGGGAAAGAGGAUGAAUGAAGAAGACGGUACGUGUGGGAAUAAGCGUUUAAAGAUCGACGAUGACGAAAGCAAGAUCGUGACCGAUGAAAUUGAUUACGAUUGUACUGUGCGGUAUGAAUUGAAAGACAACCUUGCGCAAUAUGAGAUGAAAGAUAAUUUUGCAAAGUUCGAGGAUCGACUAAAUGCCGUCCAUCCUCUUAAAGAGGGAAAAAUUUUACUCGACGAACGUAGAGCCGUUUCAGAGCAUCAAGAUAUGGCGAAACAGAGUCGAGAUUAUAUAAAUGGUUGGAAAAGGGAAGAGAAGAGUAAUUCUCGUAUUGCUUCGAAUCGCGUCCUGGAUGAGCCUAGUGGUUACAAGAAGAGUGGCUACAUAUAUAAUUUGUCGAGAAGUUAUUCUAGAAACAGGAGUGAUUAUGAUAGUUCGAGCGGCCACCGUUUACGAGAAAGAUCAAAUAGGACAUAUAGAAAUAAUAGGAAAUAUGAUGAUUAUAAAUACGAUAAUCAAUAUAGAACAAAAAGAGACUAUAGAUUAAAGAGGAACUACGAAAGCAUGGAAAAUGAAAGUAAAACAAUACAUAGGAAUAGAGAACAUGGUGAUGUGGCGUGGGAUAAAUCCAAACACUCGUCGAGCGAUGUUGAAGACAAGGAAAGAAAUAGUUCGUACAAGAAUAAGAGGUACGAGAAUCGCAGAAUAAAAGAGACAGCAGCAAAUAUUUUGCACAACAAAGGUUUGCAUGAAAGUGAUAAAGCUGCGGCGGAUAUAAAUUUCCGGGCGUCUUCUGGUUGCACUUUAAAUAAUACAGUGAAUCACAGAGUGAAAAAAAUCACGGAACAGGAUAAGACAAAGAAUGAAUCAAAUAUUAAAUUUAUAAAUUCGACAGAAGUAAGUAGUACAUCGACAUGUGUCGAGAUGAAGGACUCGAAUAAUCUGGAGGAAGGCGAAAUUGUAGAUAGUCCUGAGAAGAAAAUUGAUUCUGCGAAAAUCUCCAAAGAUCAUAAAAUGAUUGAAAAUGAUGUAAAAAUUGUUCUAAUUGAGAAUAAACACAAAGACGUCCCUGUGAUUGCAUCCAUAAUAGAUGAUAAGUCGAUCCCUUUUCACAAUGGUGUAAUUACCGCAAAACAGUUAGAUAACGUGAUGGAUAUUAGUUCCAAAGGAGUUGAAACAUUGCACCUUGUACAAACAACUUUGAAAGACUCUAGAGAAGUAGCGGAAUUAAAUUUCUCUGGUGAAAAUGAUGCGGUAAUUGACGAGGUGCGAAAUCGUAACAACGACAAACGUAUAUAUAAGUCUCAAUGUAAUGAAGAUUUAAUGGUUUCAACUACUUGUAUUGAAAUGAUUGAACAAGUGUGCGAAUCUCAAUAUAAUGAGGAUUUAACGGAUUUGACUACUUAUACGAUUAACCAGAUGUGUGAUAGUAAUGUUGAUAAUGAUGGUAAAAGUCGCGCGGAAGAAGAAUCGAAAAUCUUUGUUACCGAAACAGCUAUUAAAAUCGAAAAAAUGAUUGAUUCUAACACCAAAAGUGCACCCGAAGUCAGAAUAGACGUUCCUAAGAUUGAAAAUGUAAUUAACAAAGACAAAGUAAGUAAUUGUAAUAUCGAAAGUUCUAUUACAAUUGCAAAAACGAAUAAUAGCGACAAUGGUACUUGCAAAAUUGAUGAUAAAUUAAAAAGUUCCGCCACUGAGAUUGCCGAAAAAGUUGAGACUAUGCUUAAUUAUGAUAUCGAGAAUAGAGACGUAAGUCAAAUAUCAAUCGGAAACGAAACAUCUCGAUGGACAUCAAGCAAAAGCAAUAUCGAGAUGUCGAGCCAUUUGUGUCUCAAUGAUCAUAAUUACGUUCAGAAUCCUCCUCUUGUAAACGCCUCCGGUCUCAAUACUAUUCGAGAGUCAUCCGUGAGUUCACAAUAUUGCGAAACUAUGCUAGAAGCAGCAACGUUAAAAGAAACGAAAGCGAAAGAAAAGAUGGACAUUUCAUUGACGGUCGAUGUCAAGAAGACGAUGUCAUCUAUAGUGAAGAACAAAAAGAACCAACAGAGUAAAGGGGUAGUGAUUUUGCGUCGACGAAGAGCCGUAAUGUUGAGCGAUAGUAACGCAUCUAUGACUGUUCUGAUAAAUGCAAAAACAUCUUCUAACAUCAAUAGCAAUAAUGUAAAUUGUAAUAAUGAAUCCGCAUUGAAGCCGCGGGCCUGUAAAGCAUCGCGCGCGUGUAAAUAAUCGUAAUUCUACGUAAUCGUUCGAUGUCUUGGUACAAGACGCAGGUACAAGAUUAAUGCAAUUUGACAAGAUGCGAUAACGAGUCGUGUAGAUAAAAGUGAAGCCGAUGUUCUUGCACAGACUCCCCUUGUGAGUAA
Messenger RNA from Cataglyphis hispanica, 3400 nucleotides. RefSeq lists its product as uncharacterized. Bases 363 to 3263 code for a protein of 966 amino acids. The record is from RefSeq and is a predicted model, not a curated record. The transcript is spliced from 5 exons. Lineage: Eukaryota; Metazoa; Arthropoda; Insecta; Hymenoptera; Formicidae.